Molecule: messenger RNA, 1634 nt
Organism: Trifolium pratense (red clover)
Lineage: Eukaryota; Viridiplantae; Streptophyta; Magnoliopsida; Fabales; Fabaceae
Product: protein trichome birefringence-like 38
Exons: 5
Coding region: 266-1348 (360 amino acids)
Cellular component (GO): Golgi apparatus
Molecular function (GO): O-acetyltransferase activity
Source: RefSeq, a predicted model, not a curated record
CUUGAGUUUUCCCAUAAAAAACAAUCUCUUCAAUUUUCAAAGCUUUGAUAGCUCUACACAAACAAAUCCAUCCAAGAUCCAUUUAUCCUAAACCUAAGAAAAUAAAAUUAAAUAAAAUCAGUGUCCAACACCACCCACCACACCAAGAGAACCCACCAAAAUACUAAUACUUUUCCAUCAUAUAUAUAUAUGACCCACAUGAGCACACAAGUUUCAUUCAAGUCCAUUCUUUAUCUCUUCAACUUCUAAACUCCAAAAAUCCCAAAUGGGUUUCAGGGUAAUUACUCUGUUUCUUCUAUUCUCUCUAUUUUGCCAUGUUCUUCUUGGUGCAUCAAUAUUCCACAAUGUAAGUAGCAUAGGAGGGAAAAAGCCAGUAAUAGCAAAUGGGUGCAAUUUUUUCAUAGGAAGUUGGGUUGUUGAUCCUUCUUAUCCUCUCUAUGAUUACUCAAGCUGUCCCUUCAUUGAUCCUGAAUUUAAUUGUCAAAAAUAUGGAAGGCCUGAUAAACAGUACCUCAAAUACUCUUGGAAGCCUGAUUCAUGUGCCUUACCAAGGUUCGAUGGUAAAGAUUUUCUAAACAAGUGGAAGGGAAAGAAGAUAAUGUUUGUGGGUGACUCGCUGAGUCUAAACAUGUGGGAAUCGCUGUCGUGUUUGAUUCAUGCGUCGGUGCCCAAUGCAAAAACCAGCUUUUUGAGGAGAGAAGCACAGUCUACAGUAAUAUUCCAGGACUAUGGAGUAACUAUACAACUAUACCGCACACCUUAUUUGGUGGACAUAAUUCGAGAAAACGUUGGAAGAGUGCUUACAUUGGACUCCAUUGUCGCUGGAGAUGCUUGGAAAGGAAUGGACAUGUUGGUCUUCAACUCAUGGCAUUGGUGGACCCACACUGGAAAAUCACAAGGAUGGGAUUAUAUAAGAGAUGGGCCUAAUCUAGUGAAGAACAUGGACCGUUUAACGGCCUACAAUAAGGGAUUGAGCACUUGGGCUAGAUGGGUUGAUCGAAAUGUUGAUCCUUCUAAAACUAAAGUCGUCUUCCAAGGGAUUUCUCCAACUCAUUAUCAGGGCAAGGAGUGGAAUCAACCAAAAAAGAGUUGUAGUGGACAACUUCAACCAUUAUCAGGAUCAACAUAUCCAACAGGUCUACCACCAUCAAGUAACAUAUUGAAUAAUGUGUUAAAGAAUAUGAAAACAUCAGUUUAUCUUCUUGACAUUACACUUCUUUCACAACUAAGAAAAGAUGCACAUCCUUCUUCCUAUAGUGGUGAUCAUGCAGGCAAUGAUUGUAGCCAUUGGUGCUUACCAGGAUUACCUGAUACUUGGAACCAGCUCUUAUAUGCAGCUAUUUCAUGAGUGUGAUUUUUCAUCAUCAAGUGUUUAUAGGAUUCUUGAAUGAUUUACUAAAGAGAAUAAGUUCAACUCAAUAGAGAGAUUCAUAUUGGAUUUGUUGCACAUUAAGAAAUGUACUUAAGGAGGGGACAAAUUUUACUUAUUUUAUUGAAUCAAAGAUUAUAUACAAGUUUAUUAUUGAUUGAAAUUGAAGCACAGAGAGACCAUGUAAAAUAUUCCAUACUUGUAAGUUGUAACAGCUGCCAGUAAAUUAAACAAUGAAAAUAUGGCUCCAUGUUUAUUAGUUAAA